GCUUCCGUGUGGAGUUGGUCGACUUUUGAUCGAUUUGUUUUUUUUGGAGCAACGCAGCAGAUUUAAUGCGCUCAAAGAGCAGUUAUGCGGUUUAAACAGAAGUAUAACACUUAGUUUGUGAUUUUUCCUAACGGUGGUAGUGGGUUUUUGUGUUUUUCCGGGUGGGCUAUGGAGAGGUUUGAGGGCUACAUUUUUACGGCUAUGUGCAGCACGAACUUUUUGAUUUCCUGUUUGCUCUUUUCCACGGUCACUCGGGACCAGAAGGAACCCUACAUGGACGAGGUUUUUCACGUCCCACAAGCUCAAAAGUACUGUCAGGGAAAAUUCCACGAGUGGGACCCAAUGAUCACGACUCUCCCAGGCCUUUACCUCGUCUCUGUGGGGGUCAUCAAGCCUGUGGUGUGGCUGGCUGACCUGAGGGGCGAAGUGGUGUGUUCCACGCCCAUGCUACGCUUCAUCAACCUGCUCUUCAACUGUGGCAACCUUUACCUGCUCUACCUCCUCAUUUGCAAACUGCACAUCAGGGAGAAGACACGGACAACCUCCCGCCGAGUCCUGUCGGCGCUCUCUCUCUCGACGUUCCCCGUGCUCUUCUUCUUUAAUUUCCUCUACUACACAGACGCUGGGUCAACGUUCUUCAUCUUGUUUACCUACCUCAUGAUGCUUUACGGCUGCCACAAGGCCUCGGCGUUCCUCGGUGUCUGUGCCAUCCUUUUCCGCCAGACCAACAUCAUCUGGGUAGCAUUCUGUGCCGCAACUCUGGUCACUGCCAAAAUGGACGAGACCUGGAGGUUGACGCACAGCAAAAAGAGGGACGAAAAGUCUCCCUUGUCUCAGGUUCCUCUGUCAGUCAUCGGAGUGAAGAAAGUGAUGCUCUUCACACUGGAGUUCCUUACCUCACCCAUUCAUGUAAAGGCGGUGUUGCAGGUGGCGUGGCCUUACGCCAUCGUAGGCACGAGCUUCGUGGCAUUUGUGGUGCUGAACGAUGGGAUAGUAGUGGGUGACCGAAUGAGCCACGAGGUCUGCCUCAACUUCCCCCAGCUCUUCUACUUUUUUGCAUUUGCCGCAGCCUUUUCUCUCCCCACUUCGCUUUGUUAUUACCGCAUCGUUCGCUUCUUUCAAGCGAUGAAAAAGCACCCUUUGCUCUUUCUCUUAAUCACUGGAGUCUGCAUCCUCCUGGUGUGGAAGUUCACUUUCAUCCACAAGUACCUGCUGGCAGAUAACCGCCAUUUUCCCUUCUACGUGUGGAAAAGGCUUUUCCAGAGGCACGACUCUGUACGCUUUCUCCUCAUCCCCGCAUACGUGUUUGCUGGCUGGAAUUUCCUGGACUCCCUCAAAUCACGCUCACUAUUCUGGACUUUGGCGUUCAUGGUGUGCCUCCUGGCUGCCACAGUCCCCCAGAAGCUCCUGGAGUUCAGGUAUUUCAUUGUUCCCUACUUGAUGUACCGCCUGCACAUGCCUCUCCCUUCUCUUCCCAGACUUCUCCUGGAGUUAGGCCUGUACACAGCGGUCAAUGUGGUCACACUUUACAUCUUUCUGACAAAGACCUUCCACUGGCCAAACAGCACAGCGACACAGAGGUUCAUGUGGUGAACAAAAGUGAUCAGACAUCAGGAGAAGAAUGGAUUGUUUUCUCCAAUAUUAUGAAAAACUUGAUUGUUCAGUCUUUUGUCACUGUUAGUUUUUUGUGUGCGUGUGUGUGUGUGUGUGAGAUUUUAGAAAUAAGGGGAUGACAGAGUGCCUGCCUGGGUGGUUGCCUUCUAGGAGCCAAGGUGGUUUCAUGGUCUUGUGGAUGUGUUGAAGCUUGGCACCAGCGUGUGCACCUAGAUUUGAUUUGUAACUGAUAAUAUUGUAAUUUUAUUUUUUAAGAGUGUGCAGAAAAUAACUUUCAAAUGGUGGCACAAGCACCAAAUUUGAUCCAAUACUCCUAAAACAUUGCUUAUGAAAAUAUAGAUGGCCACAAGAAUUUUUAAAAUUUAGAAAAGCAACAAGAAAUGGCCACCAUUCUGACAUACUGAAUUGCACAGAAUCUUGCCCCCACAAGGACCAGUUUGACUGAUUUUGGUGUUCUGACCACGGAGAAAUAAGUCCUAUAUAGCCCCAGAGACCUAACGGCCUGGUACCCAUCACCGUACAUCAUGGUACAAGCACAUGACUCUACAAUUUCCCAUGACUGGGAUGCCAGCCCACCACAGGUCACUUCUCCAGCCAAGGCUGGUACCAUUUGCUGCUGAUUGGACUAAGAUUGUGCAGAUUAAGUGUCUUGUCCAAGGAUGCAAGAUGUUUGGUGGUAGUCUUCAGUGUUGAGCAGGUCUGUACAUAUUUAAUCAUGGAAAAAGAAUUUCCAUACCAACCAUGGCCCCCAUUUGGCAAAAUGGCUGCCAUUGGGAAUCUUUGAGUAGCCUCUGGGUAUUUCCAUAAGAGUAAUGUAUAAGGAGUAUUUUUGCCAAAAUUCGAUAUCUGCUAUAUUAAGUAAAGUAAGGUUUGUUUCCUCUACCCCUGAUUUAAAGAAUGGUUAGUGCUCGGGCUAAAGGUUCUGUGAAAUGGACAGUCACAGUGGGAAAAUAUUGGCUUCUGAACCUUUUUUCUUCGCUUUUUCCUAAUAUUGUUCCAUCUAAAAAAGAGAUGUUGGGUGUUUUGAUCCUUCUAGUGACUGGAAAAAUAUUCAUUAUCGAAACAUUUUCUGCAGGGUAUUAUGGGUUGAAAACGUUGAGUGUAAAAUAACAUUUUGCUACAACAGGCUUUUGUAACACUGUAAAAAAUAAAUAAAUGCAGUACUUUAAAGCCUUGCUUUAGGAAACAAUAUUGAUGUGAGUUGUAAAUAAAAUAGAGACCAAAAAAAUGUCUGUCAUAUUGUAAAUUGUUAGGUUUCUCUUUUGCUUUGUGCCCGUGAAGAACAAUGAAAGCUGAUGUAAAAGGAAAAAAAAAAAUUCAAAUAUAAAACUUAGGCUGUACAAUUUUUGACGAGCAUUUUUCUACUUUGAUUCAGGCGUGUCAUUAUUAGUUGUUAAUGGACACGGUUUUAAUGUUCUACUUAUGUUGUGUCAUACAUUGGUGUCAUGUUGUCAUCUAUGUUCAUUUAAAUUGUGUGCAUAAUAUCGCAGUAAGAAAGAUCCUUCGUGUUUCCCUCAUGAUGUCGCCUGAGAUGCAAAUUGAUUUGAGAAAAUACUGCAGUUUAAAAUAACUUAAUCUGAAGGCAGUUUAAUUAAAAAAAAAAUUGUUUCAUCACUAAAAAUUCUGAAAGCAUUUUGAACAGCUGGUGUGGGAGAAUUAUUUUGGAUUUCAAAUUGAAUACAACCAUCCUGGCUGAAAUAUAGUUACCAUAGUUGUACUAUGGUUUAAUACCUCAAUCACCAAAGCUCCAUUGUGCACACAAGGAGAAUGAAGCACAAAAUUUGGGAUUGAAUGUGUGUUUUCUGUGACAUAGUUCUCACUCUGUGUUUGAAGAAUUCAGGUUCAUGCAAGGACAAGAAAACCAAUUCAGUGGCUUCUUUGACUUGUUAGCCAAACUGUAAUUUAUCGUUUGAUAUUUUCCUUUUGAGUUGUCUUGGUGUUUAUUUUGUUUUGUUUUUUUUUUUGUUGUUGUGGUUUUAUGUUGUCCACGCAGUGCUAUGCUGCUUCCAUCUUCUAAAGACCUUGAAAUAAAAUGACCAACAAGUCUCAA
Thalassophryne amazonica is the source of this 3664-nucleotide messenger RNA. It is a transcript of the gene alg10, whose product is annotated as ALG10 alpha-1,2-mannosyltransferase. Bases 169 to 1593 code for a protein of 474 amino acids. Gene Ontology annotation, cellular component: endoplasmic reticulum. The record is from RefSeq and is a predicted model, not a curated record. Lineage: Eukaryota; Metazoa; Chordata; Actinopteri; Batrachoidiformes; Batrachoididae. The transcript is spliced from 3 exons. Gene Ontology annotation, biological process: protein N-linked glycosylation; dolichol-linked oligosaccharide biosynthetic process. Gene Ontology annotation, molecular function: dolichyl pyrophosphate Glc2Man9GlcNAc2 alpha-1,2-glucosyltransferase activity.